Dovyalis caffra is the source of this 918-nucleotide messenger RNA. Lineage: Eukaryota; Viridiplantae; Streptophyta; Magnoliopsida; Malpighiales; Salicaceae. The record is from the annotation of a GenBank genome assembly.
AUGAAUUCAAGUUUGAAUGAAAUAGUUCACCAGUGGGGCUCGUAUAUUCGUGUAUACAAAGAUGGGCGUGUAGAAAGGUUCUUUGGCACCGAUGAUAAAGUUCCAGCAUCCAUCAAUUCUACGGAUGGGGUAUCAACCAAGGACGUGCUUAUCGUUCCAGAAACCGGCGUAUCAGCACGUAUUUUUAUCCCUACUAGCACCAUAAAUUCAGGCCAAAAGCUCCCUCUCUUAAUCUAUUUCCACGGUGGAGGGUUCCGGGUUGGAUCGCCAUUUUGUGCCGCAUAUAAUAAUUAUGUGACAUCUCUUGUUACUACUGCUAAUGUUGUUGCUGUGUCCAUUGAUUACAGAUUGGCUCCUGAGUACCCAGUCCCAACAUGUUACGAGGACUCUUGGGUUGCUCUAAAAUGGGUGGCAUCACAUUCUAAAGGUGAAUGUCCUGAAGAAUGGUUAAGGGACUAUGCUAAUUUUUGCCAGGUUUUUCUUGCUGGUGAUAGUGCAGGUGCCAAUAUUGCACAUGACAUGGCUGCUCGAGCUGGGAUAGAGAAUCUAAACGGAGUCAAGUUGAUGGGACUUUGUUUAGUCCAUCCAUAUUUUGGGACAAGAGAUGGUGUGGACAAGUCUUGGAUUUUUGUGAGCCCAACUACAAGUGGGUUGGAUGAUUUUAGAUAUAAUCCAGCUGCUGACUCGAGGAUGGCUAGUCUGGGGUGCACCGGGAUGCUAAUUUGUCUGGCUGAGAAGGAUGGGCUGAGAGAGAGGGGGUUGUUUUAUUACGAGACAUUGAGGAGGAGCGGGUGGGGUGGAGAGGUGGAGAUUGUGGAGACAGGAGAAGAGGGCCACGUGUUUCAUUUGUUUAACCCAAAUAGUGACAACGCUGUAUCGUUGUUGAAGACACUGGCCUCAUUUAUUAACCAUAGUUAG